Messenger RNA from Agrilus planipennis (emerald ash borer), 1785 nucleotides. RefSeq names its product zwei Ig domain protein zig-8. Lineage: Eukaryota; Metazoa; Arthropoda; Insecta; Coleoptera; Buprestidae. The record is from RefSeq and is a predicted model, not a curated record. Gene Ontology annotation, biological process: synapse organization. The transcript is spliced from 8 exons. Gene Ontology annotation, cellular component: neuron projection membrane. Bases 721 to 1578 code for a protein of 285 amino acids.
GCUUUGAUAAAGUCGUCUAAAACGUGGAUGGCUGUGAUUCAUGAGUUCACGAACAAGCCGUAUCUUGCACGUCAUGUCCUUGUCCAUGUCCUUGACGAUAGUGUGUGUAACUAUCUCAGUUUCGUUCGAUGUAUCUUUUAAGAAAGAAAUCGUGGUCGUGUUUACUAUUAAUUUAGACUAUUGUUUUAAUAAUUGGCAAGUCGAGUGAAAUAACAAGGAAUUUGUUAAACAAUUGGAAUUGUGAUAUAGUCAAUUUGUGUGGUUGUGUUUGUUAUCAAGUUACUCUUUUGUUUUAAUUAAUAGAUGACAAUCGUAAAAGGUAACGGCGUCUAUGGAUUUAAAUGACAGAAAUGGUAUAUCAAUUAUCUUUAUGUGGCACUGUGGAAAUGAUGCGUAAUUUUUUGCAGAGUCGCGGUUGUAACGUCGGGAAAUUCGCUGAUUUGAUCGGUAUUACUGUGUUUUCUCGAACUUUGGAAUUAUGAUAUUGUGGAAUUACUGUUAUUGGAUAACUAUGAGAUAGUAGUUUGAUUAGCAGAGCUGAAAUUUUCCUGCCACCUACUGGUGUUGUUUAUCGUGCUGUUCCUAUCUAUCAGCCAUUUUGAAUACCUAGGAUGCUUAAGUCACCAAUAUAUUGUUUAUCACUCUGUUCUUGAUCCACUGUCCAUGUUUGACAUCUAGGAUGGAUUCUUGCGAUUAUAAUGACAUUCGGAUGGAGCGGCGAUGCAGCACCAGACCGCGCCGUCAUCGUCGGUAUCUUCGACUUCCUAUUCUGACUUCUUAAAACAACCACCGCAGCCAAAAUUCGACGAUCUCAAUAUUCGUAGCAUCAAUGCCAGAAUUGCCCAGACUGUCUUAUUACCCUGUACGGUCUGGAAUGCCGGAGACAAAGUGGUGUCGUGGAUUCGUAAAAAAGAUUUGCUUAUCAUCUCCUCUGGCAUGUUCACAUUUUCUGGCGAUAACAGAUUCGAACCUGUUUAUUCUCCGGGCAGAAACUUUUGGGGUUUACGAAUCCGAGGGGUGAAAGAAUCCGAUACAGGACAAUACGAAUGUCAAGUUAACACAGAUCCGAAAAUGAGCCUUGCCAUAAAUCUCACCGUGUCAGAUAGAGACCACAUUGUAGACGAUUUGAAAGGUGAUAGACGGAUAAGUAUCAAAGGUCCUGGACAACUUCACGUUCACAGCGGUUCUUCGGUCAUCUUAACUUGCGAAGUGUCUUGGACGUCUCAAAAUCAUUUCAAGCGGAAAAAACGGAAUAAUAAAAAGGCAAAACCAGUAAUAAAAUGGUUUCAUAACGGCUUUGAAAUCAGUUUUGAGACCAGAAGAGACGGUCUGUCGUUAGAGAACAACUCGGAUGAAUUAUGUGCAACAAGCAGACUGAGGCUGGCGUCAGUAAAAGAACAAGAUGUCGGACAGUAUACUUGCAGUGAUGGAGUUUCUGUUCCAGCGUCUGUCAAUCUGUAUGUCAUCGAAGGGGAGCAUAGUGAGGCAAUGCAGAGGGAUUUUCCCCAUUCCUCAGCAAACAGUUUUGCAAAUGUUUUCAGGGUUCUUAUAUUAUUGUGCUUUUUAAUAGUGAAAUGAACCAUUAAGUAUUUGUACUUAUAAAACUGUUCUGUUAAAUUUAAAUUUUUGUUAUCUACACUGUAAAUAUUGUAAAUAAGAAAGUACAAACUUUAGGGAUCAGCUUUAUUUUAUAACAUAAUGAUGUUAAUAUUAGUGAGUAAUUUAAAUAAUAUUACAUACCAAUUCACACAAUAUUCCAUAUUUAUACGCACUACUUAUCGAUAC